Molecule: messenger RNA, 372 nt
Organism: Symsagittifera roscoffensis
Lineage: Eukaryota; Metazoa; Xenacoelomorpha; Acoela; Convolutidae
Product: small ribosomal subunit protein eS17-like
Exons: 2
Coding region: 1-372 (123 amino acids)
Biological process (GO): translation
Cellular component (GO): ribosome
Molecular function (GO): structural constituent of ribosome
Source: RefSeq, a predicted model, not a curated record
AUGGGUCACGUGAGAACUAAAACUGUGAAGCGAGCAGCACGGGUGCUGAUCAACAAGUACUACAGCAAACUCUCCGAUGACUUCCACUACAACAAGAUGGUCUGUGGCACAGUGGCUGUCAUUCCCAGCAAGAAACUGAGGAACCAGAUCGCAGGAUACGUCACUCAUUUGAUGCGGCGAAUUGAGAAGGGCAGUGACGUGAGAGGCAUCUCCCUAAAACUGCAGGAGGAGGAGAGGGAGAGGAGGUACGAUAUAGUCCCAGUCCAGUCCCAGUUGGACCAGGAGACGAUCGAGGUCGACAAGGACACCCACGAGAUGUUGAAGCAACUCGGAUUCGCCACCAUCCAGAAUCUCCAAGUCAUGGAACAGUAA